UUAUCAGAUAUAGCUUUAGUGCGUACAUUUAAAUAGGGUAACAAACAAGUGUAAAACAAAAUGCAGUGAUUGUAACAGUAUUUGUUGAAAAUAUUUCAACGCUCGCUAAGUGAAUGAUCUAUUCCCGAUAUUUACAUUCUGUUCAGUUUAACCUUUUUGUAUGUGCGACAAGUAAAACUAACGGGGAUUAACUAUUUAACUAAUGGAACAAUCUGACUGGAGAUUAAAGGCUGGUCGUUAGGGACAACCCUCAACAAUGAGAUUAGAUUAACAGAUUAAUUAUGUACCCGUUCGUGAAAUCUAUAUACGGUUUUAAGGAAUAGUAACAUUAUUUUAUAACGGGACAUACACAAAAGGAUUAGAGGGAAUUUGAAUUACUCUUUUUUCUCUUGGACAAAUUUUGAUCUAAACUUUAAACAUGGAAUCCACGGAGGAAAGGAAACGGCGUAUUUAUGGUCCGAUUCGGAACCUCCAGGUGGAGGAGAUCCGGACUCGCCUGUCCAAGAGUUGUGUUUUGAAGCCGGGGGAAUAUAAUUACACCGACGAUAAACUGAAGGCAGUCAAUUAUGGUACUAGUUACGACACCGACUUCUCCGGCGCCAUUCCAGACCCAAGUAACAAACAAGAACAGAAAGGGCAGUUGACACACCAUUUUGAGCUGGGUAAUGACAGUGGUGCUAAUGUAGACGUAAAAACCUACCAAGACAGUACAACAAAGACCGACUUCCAGGAAAAGCCAUGGUGCAAGUUGGAGAUGGUCGAGGGCGACAAAAAUAUAAACUGGCCGGAUAUGGCACCUAGAUAUAUGACCAGUAGAAAGACGGAGAAUUCUGAAUAUGCUUCCAACUACAACCCCGGGCUAGAGAAGUCAUCCGGUAAAGCAGCACUGUUCCCUCGACUGAAUACCUCCAAGAUGCAGCUUCCCAUUGACCAGACACGCUUUAAGAGACAUCGUGGCACCAAUAUCACGCUUGGCAGUGACAACCCUAGUAUAUUCAGUGAGAGCCAGCGUGUGUAUGGGGUGGGGGACGCGGUCCAAGGUCAUUCCCUUGCCUUCUCGCCCGAGGAACAGGCUACCACCCAGGUCAGCAAAGCCAUGAAGGAACUCGGCCGGACGUCUCACGUCUUCAGAUACGGCGACUACGAUGGAAUCAAGGGUAACUACGAUACGACAGUUAAUGAUGAGUUUGGUCCGCGGACAUUACCCCCAGCAGAGACAGCUGCGCGGGCCCUAAAGGCUGCCGAUAAGGCUAGAGAACAAGCAGAGCUCAAAGGUGAGGAGCUUCCAUCGUCCAAAAUAGGGGUAACACUUCCCGACGACAACACGAGAACUAGCCACCUCGCAGCUUACGCCAGAGAUGUCAUCGUCCCAGAUGUCUUUAAGGGUGCUGCAGAUGGCAAGACCUAUCAGAGCUCAGCACACUUCAAGUUUGGACAUGACCCCACUACAUUACACAGUAUGUAUGGGAAGGACUAUGCUUUAGCGGCCAUGGCUAAGAGAGGACCUCCUCAGCAGACCCCCACCAAGGCUGCAGGCAAUAUUUUACAAAAUGAUCCUGCAUAUUCUGCAUUUGGUAGCACGAGUAACAACGUGGAUUACAGCUAUCAGCCUGCCCAGCCCUACAGGAAUGCAGAGGGGAAAACUCUAAUGGAAGUUAAUUUGGAUAAGAGAGAUCACGAUAAUAUCAUCAUGAGCUACGACCUCAACAGACACGCCCAGGACAGACAGAGGUCAUUGGCCCACUCAGACUAUGUGCGUCCUCCCCCAGGCUUCAAGGCUGUGGGACAGCUGUUUGAUGCUGGAGUCAGUUAUGAUUACCUCACACCCGAUGAUGCCCUUCCAUACCCAGGCCUCAACAAGAUGCAGUCAGAAGCAAAGAACAACUACAUAGGAACGUUUAUGACAGGUGGCCAUGCCACUGGAAGACGCCUCCAAAAGGAUGCACAGACCAGAUCGAGGCUGAGUGACGGCAAGAGCACACAUUUUGUGGUGGGGUACAACCCAACGGACUUUACAACAGAAACACAGAUAAAAUAUUUAGGUGAAAAGAAGAAUGACCAGGGGCUUAAACCUGCUGGUAAAACUGAGAAUGUUGCUCCUGUUAAGUUCACAUCUCUGACUAUUAGUGAAAACACUCAGGAUCUGAGAGCUGCUGACCCCAAAACAGUGAGCAACAACGAGAGUCUGAUGGCUAGAGCAGCCUAUGCCUCUCCACAGCCCGAACAUGCGAUGAGGACAUCGGUGAUGAAGGCAGACUUCAAACCUCUCCCAGAGAGACGAUUUACUGACGCUCAAGUUCGGACGAUGAGGGACAUGAACACGAAAGUUGGCAAGGAGAUUGCCACGACACAUCUCUUCCACACCGAUAACUCGGGACGAAACAACUUCCAAACAACGGCAAUGAAUGAUUUCAUCAAACCCGAGACCAUGACAGGUCAGAAAUUUUUGGCUGCAAGGUAAUGGUGAUAGAGAUUGCACGAUGACGUGUGUCAGUCUACUACAGUUGUGAGAGAACAAGCAAGGCACACUUCUCAACUGUGGAACACAAUACACCAAUGUAGUAGUCAUUUUAGUCUUUGAUAUAUACAUCAUGUACCAAGUACACAGAAAUAUCCUAAUAUAGAUAAGUUGUAAGUACAUGAAUAUUGUGGUAUACAAUAUGGGCCCACACCAGACAUCUAUCUGUCAAAAUGUCUUGUAGUCUGGUGUCAGGGCCAGAGGAAACUCAGGCUACAUUGUCUGCUUGUAAUGAGCACAAAACUGUCGUGAUAUAUAGAUAUGUGAAUCGAGUACAAACAUAUUGUGAUAUUUAGGUGUACGGAGUGCAGGAAUAUUCUGAAACGGAUACACGUGAUGAGUACAGAAAUAUUAUAAUAUAGACAGGAACUGAUUAGUGAAAUAUUGUGAUAUACAUGUCUACGUGUAAUGAAUAUGGAAAUAUUGUGACUGAGUAUAGAAAUAACUGAUGGUGUACCAAUUGUGGAAAUAUUCCUAAAAAUACCUGAAAAAAGUACAGGAAUACUGAAUACGAGUAUGGGAUUUCUAAUGAAUUUAUGUGUAUAUAUAGGAACACUGUCAUAAUUCAAAAUUGAUUUACCUUUAUAUACAGAUUAAGAAACUCAACUUUUCCGGAUCAACAAUUGACCUAAUAUUGAUGUGUUGUAUGCAAAUGCUGUCAUAAUGUUGUAACUUUAUUCUUAGUGUAUAGAUUUAUUUAUUCUUUGUUACAUCAGUGUUAUUAUAUGUGAUGAGAAAAUUAACAAUAAAUUAUGGUUAAAGUUUAUAUUAUAUACCACCUCAAACAUGGAAAUAUAGAGCUUAAAAUGAAAUAAAAUAUGAUUUAUUUA
Mizuhopecten yessoensis (Yesso scallop) is the source of this 3348-nucleotide messenger RNA. RefSeq lists its product as uncharacterized. The coding region runs from base 419 to 2461 and encodes 680 amino acids. Lineage: Eukaryota; Metazoa; Mollusca; Bivalvia; Pectinida; Pectinidae. The record is from RefSeq and is a predicted model, not a curated record. The transcript has 18 exons.